AUGACUUCGCCCUUUGGAGGGUUUUUCACACAAAAAAACGGUAAUACUAUAAGUAAUAAUAUUCAACCUUCAUUUACAUUUAACAACAACACGGCGUUCACCAACAAUCAACCUACGUUUUCCAAUGGAGUUCUACCGAGUGGCAAUUUGAAUCAGCCGAAGCCAAGCGAGAAUAAAAACUUUUCACCAGCAAAACGAGGUCCAUUCAAGAAUCAAUCUAAAAGAUUUGGUAAAUCAAUUGAACCCAUCGAUCAUGAGAUGAAAAGUCUGUCAUCCACACCAACACCACCUAAUUCGAAUAACAGCAAUGGAAAUCAAUCUCAAGAAACCCAAACACAAAUAUUCAAUCCAAAAGAUGUAGAGAUGACAGGUCCAUUAUUUUCUAGUCCCCUGGCAUUUGGAUUUCAAAAGCAAAAUAAAACCAUACAACCAAGACCAAUUCCAAAAUACUUUCUAACACAACCAAAAUACUUGGUGACUCAAUCGUUUGUUCAGAAUGAAUGGGAUAAACAAAAUCAAAUAAAAAUGGAAGACAUGGAAUCAAAGUAUCAAGGUAAAGAUUAUCAAGGACUAUAUGAAGAGUUACAAAAACUAAGAGAAGUAGAGAGAAAGGAGAUGGAAAAUUUGGGAUUAGUUGAUGCCGAGAAUACUGCAAAAAACUUAAAUGAAGCAAUAGCUUUUCAAGGAUCGUGUCUAGAUAUGUGUCCGGUAUUUGAAAGAGUACGAAGACAACUUGAAAACAAUGUCAAGAAUCUUGAAAAAGACCCUCAAACUAAUAGGAUAUCAAAGGAAAGAGCUGUGAAGGCAUUUUCAAGACCAGCUGCUGGCCAGCCACCUCCAUUACCAUCAGAAGUACGACCACCUCAUGUUUUAAAACAGACUUUGGAUUAUUUAGUUGACUCGAUUGUUGAUAAAUUACCAGAAGCACAUUCAUUUAUAUGGGAUAGAACAAGAUCAAUAAGGCAGGAUUUCACGUAUCAAAAUAGUUUUGGACCAGAAGCUGUUGAUUGUAAUGAGAGGAUAGUUAGAAUACAUUUAUUGUCGCUUCAUAUAAUGGCAGGAAGUGAUAUUGAAUAUUCUCAACAACAAGAAUUAGAACAAUUCAAUAAGGCAUUGCAAACAUUAAUGGAAAUAUACCAAGAUGUAAGAGAUAAUGGAGGCAUAGCGCCUAAUGAAGCUGAAUUUAGAGCGUAUUAUUUGUUAAGUCACUUUCGAGAUCCCGACUUAGAAAGACAAAUCCAGAACUUAUCGACUGAUAUUUUUAAUGACUCAAAGGUGCAACUAGCGUUGAAACUAAGAAAUAUUAUAUCACAAAAUAACAUUCAGGAAAGAAGUGUGAACAAUUUGAUAGGUGCAUUGGAUUUAUAUGUGGAGUUUUUCAAAAUUGUGUACAGCGAAGAGACUCCGUUGUUGAUGGCAUGCUUAUUAGAGACUCAAUUUAGUGAAAUAAGAUUUUAUGCUUUGAAAGCUAUUUCAAGAGCAUUCCAUACAAAAGGUAAGCUAUAUUCAAUACAAAAUUUGCAAAAUGUUCUUGGAUUUGACUCAGAUGAAAAACUCAUUAGGUUUUUGAAUUAUUAUGAGAUCGAUAUUAUCCAAUCAAAUGGGGAAAUGUUGGUUGAUUUGUUCAAUAAAAAUAAAUUGCAAUCUCAGUAUAAGUUGAAUUCAUUUACUGAAAAACCAAGACCGUCACCAACUUAUUCUUCUCAAUUGGAUUCAAAAAUUAAAGGGAAAAGUUUAAAACAAUUUAUUGAUAGUGGAGUACCAAAUAAUGGUUUCAAUUUAAAAACUGAUCAAACUAUUCUAGCGUCGAAUACAAAAUUAAUAGAUAUACCUAGAGUUCAGCCAACAAUAUCGACGACAAAGCCCAAUGCAUUUUUCAACAAUAUUGAUUCAAAGUCUUCUGAAAUCAAAAUACCAAAUUUUCAACCACCUCAAUUAAAUCACAAACCUCAACAAACAGCACCAGUUUUUAAACAAGAUAUUAAACCCUUUGAACCCCAACCGCAGAUUCAGCAACAGCAAAGUUCGCUUUUUUCGUUUCCAAAAAUGCAACAAAAUUUACUUAAUGGAUCCAGUACUAGUGCGGUCUCAAAUAAACCACCAGCAACCCAAUCACCCUUCUCCUUCGGAUCAAGUAAUACCUCAUUUACCGCAACUCAAGAAAAAGCAUCUGACAAAAAAUCCAUUCUUCCUCAAACCAAACCAAAAAUUGAUUUUUCAUUUAAUAAACCCACGUCGAAUGAGUCUUCAAAUUUUUUAGCACCUAAGAAAGUGACUUUUGAUUCAACCCCAGAAAUUAGAACCAUUCCUUCUAGAAACGAAAUACUCAGAUCCGAAGCUUCAUCAGAUUUUCAAAUACAACAAGAAGUCGAUGCAGUACCAAAACAAAGGACAUUGAAGGAUAACAUGAAAUUUUCCUCAGCUGUAAGAGACAUUGUCAACGAUUUGUUCAAUGACGUUAUUGAUAUUGAACUACGUCAAUAUUUGCCCCAAUUACUUCAUGAUCAUAAUUUGAAAGUUAAAAGACGUAACGUUAUAAAAUCAUUAACUAUGGAUUUAUUUUCUGCAUUCAUUGCUGAGAUCAGUUACGAAUUCAUGAUAGAGGUCAAAGCAAUUUAUAGGUACGACAUGUUGGUUAAAAAGAAGUCAAUACGUAAAUUAACGAAGAAGGCAAGGGAGUGCAAAGAAAAUUACGAAAUCAAAAAAAUUAAGAGAAAUGAAUUAAAUUCUGUUUCAUUCUCACAGCAGUCAUUGAAACGAAUGAGUAGUAGGGAUGAAGCAAAUGAAAGUUUUAAAAGGAAAAAACAAAGGGGAAUUACUCAAGAUUUAAAUAUUGCCAAAAAACAAAAAGAGAUACAGAAAUUUUGGGAACCCUUAGAUUUACAAAACUUUAUUGACAUUUGUGCGUCAAAAUUAGAGUUGAAGAUAGAAGAAUUAAAUUUGAAUCUAAAAUGGUUAUUAGUUGUUGAAAAUUGGGAAACAGAUUAUUCAAGAUGGCUCAAAUCAAAAUUUAAUAUUAAAGCUAAUAUGAAUUUAAUGGUUUAUGAAAACCAUAUUGGAAAUAGUAAAAUUGAUCUAAAUAUAACAAGCUUACCACCGAAUGACAAAUUAAAUAAACAAUUUUUCAGUAAUUGUUCGUUUGUCUUAUUGGAAUGUGGAUUAUGCUCAAAGACCAACAGCACUGACAUAUCUCAGAAAUUGUCAACAGACGCCAAAAUUUUGAGGAAGAUUUUAUCGAUGAUUGAAAAAUAUUCGCUAUAUGAAACUCACAUCAUGAUUUUAUUUUGGGAUGUGAAUCAAUCGGGACUAUCAAAUAGUGAAAUCACAAAAGCAUUACAUUUAGAUCAAUAUAGGUCAAUUAAAAGCUUGAAAAAUUUGAUUCUAUGUGAUAUGACCGUGAGUCAGGAUGAUCUAAAUUUCGUCCUCACGGAAGCUGUUAAUAAAAUCUCAUCUGAUUUUGAUGGAAGUCUUUCCGAUCGAGGUAAAAGGCAUCAAUUGAAAAUAAUGAAAAGAAAAAAGCUAGAAGAACAAAACAAUCUUCGUAUCAAGAAACAAGAAGAAACGAACUCCUCAAAUAAAGUAAGUCAAUUAGAAAACAAGAUGAUGAAUCAAGCUAAAGUUUUGAAGAAAUACAGCUAUCUUAACUCAGAGUAUAAUAAACCAAUCAGUCCAUCUAGACCCAUAAUUAAUUCAUCUCAUAUGAAUUCAAAUUCACUCGCAAAUAAGUCCUUAGCCAAAAUUAUUGCAACAAGAAAAGCUUCGAGAUCAAACUUCACUCUUGCAGGAUCAACUAAUUCAACUUUUUUCAAUUCUACAGCAUCAUCAUCAGUUAUAUCGAAUGGUUCAUUAUUUAAUGGACUUGGUAAAGGAGUGAUUGAAGAAAGCACUCCUAUAAAUUCACCGAAAAGAACAUUAUCAAAUGUGUCAAUAUCCAACUCAUCUUUUUCAUCAGAUUUAAGAUCACAGGACUCUCCAAAAUUAUCAAAUGAAGAUAAACUUAAAAAGUUAAGGAAUCUUGCAGCUGGUGUUAAAACGAAAUACUUACGAUCCAACUUGUCAGAUAAAAACUAA
Lodderomyces pseudojiufengensis is the source of this 4071-nucleotide messenger RNA. RefSeq names its product Sac3p (gene SAC3). The coding region runs from base 1 to 4071 and encodes 1356 amino acids. The record is from RefSeq and is a predicted model, not a curated record. Gene Ontology annotation, cellular component: transcription export complex 2; cytoplasm; nucleus. The transcript has a single exon. Lineage: Eukaryota; Fungi; Ascomycota; Pichiomycetes; Serinales; Debaryomycetaceae. Gene Ontology annotation, biological process: mRNA export from nucleus.